CAUGCUCUCGCUCUCUGGACAUUUGGAUGAAGGUGGCACUCCCUGAGCUUGGACCUUGAACUAAGAAAGAGGAAGAGAUACUUUCACACACACACAGUUGUGUAAGAAUACGCACUUUUAAUACUACUGAGCGAGAGAUCGACACAUAAACUGUCACAAUGGCAAAUAAAGGUCCCUCCUACGGUCUGAGCCGUGAAGUGCAGAGUAAGAUCGACAAGAAAUACGACCAGGAGCUCGAGGAACGGCUGGUGCAGUGGAUCAUCGCUCAAUGUGGGGAUGUUGUAGGAAAACCUCAAGAUGGAAAACAUGGCUUUCAGCAGUGGCUUAAAGAUGGAUGUGUUUUAUGUCAUCUGAUUAACAGUCUCUGUAAAGAUUCAAAGCCUGUAAAAAAGAUCCAAAGUUCUGGAAUGGCAUUUAAACAGAUGGAGCAGAUCUCGCAGUUCCUCGUUGCUGCCGAACGCUACGGAGUCACCAAGUCUGACAUUUUUCAAACAGUCGACCUCUGGGAGGGUAAGGAUCUCGCCGCUGUGCAGAUGACACUGAUGUCUUUGGGGAGUCUGGCUGUUACUAAGGACGACGGUUGCUACCAGGGUGACCCGAAUUGGUUCCACAAGAAAUCCCAAGAGAACCGAAGGGAGUUCUCUGACGAACAGCUGAAAGAGGGUCAAAAAGUUAUCGGCCUACAGAUGGGCACCAACAAAGGGGCGUCGCAGGCGGGCAUGACCGGAUACGGUCGACCUCGGCAGAUCUUUAACAACCCAUAAAGGCCUGAAGACUUUGUCAAAGUCUUCCCUAGUGUGGACCAGGCACAUAGUUUCACUUAAACCUUUAACAAAUCAUAGCUGGAGAGAUCAGAACACACAAAGCUUAUUAAAAAAAGUUUACAAUCUUUCCCAAUUCAGUUGUGUACCGGAUGCCGUGUGAGUUCUGUAACAUUGCUAAAGGUUCUUGUGAAUUUGUUGCAAUUUUUCCUUUUUAUACAUUCCAUUAGAUUUAAUCUGCUUCAAAAUGUAUUCGGACGCAGACAUACAUUCCAUUAUUAUAUUACCAUGAAUUGUGUUGCACUCCAUAAGGCGAAAAAUGCCUGUUAAAGGUGAAAUUUGGCCUUGCAUGGUCAGGUAUUUGUCUUGUAUUGUCUUUCAAUGGUUUUUAUUUGUAUGAUCUCCUUUAAAUCGACAUACGGCCAUACUUUAAGAGCUAGGUGUGUUUGUACAUUGUACAUGAGGAACUAAUAAAUGAUUUUGCUAAUAAAAUUCAGUUUUAUUAAGAUGU
Molecule: messenger RNA, 1272 nt
Organism: Misgurnus anguillicaudatus (oriental weatherfish)
Lineage: Eukaryota; Metazoa; Chordata; Actinopteri; Cypriniformes; Cobitidae
Gene: tagln2
Product: transgelin 2
Biological process (GO): actin filament organization
Cellular component (GO): actin cytoskeleton
Molecular function (GO): actin filament binding
Source: RefSeq, a predicted model, not a curated record